Enterobius vermicularis (human pinworm) is the source of this 972-nucleotide messenger RNA. The record is from the annotation of a GenBank genome assembly. NCBI's taxonomy places the organism in Eukaryota, Metazoa, Nematoda, Chromadorea, Rhabditida, Oxyuridae.
AUGCCUCGAGUUCCUGGCGACGUAAAGGAUUCACCGCUAACGGUACGAAGUGUUCUGAUCAAAUAUCUUUUGUCAUGUUCAGCUUCGUUAGUUUCGGAGACAGUAACCUAUCCUUUGGAUGUUACUAAAACGCGGUUACAGAUGAUCAGAAGCGGUGGUGCUAUAUUACUCCCGACAUUUAAUCAGAAACGUCGACCUGGCAUGUUCAGCGUCUUUUGGAACAUUGUUAGGAACGAGGGUGUACUAAACUUAUGGAGCGGCGUUACUCCUGCAAUCUACCGGCAUUUUGUUUAUACUGGGUUUCGAAUGGGUUUUUAUGAAGUAAUUAGAGCUGCGUGGCAUGAUAAGGAAAAGGAAAAACGAUUUCCAAUCUGGAAGUCAAUGAUAUCCGGUCUUACAGCAGGGGCUCUUGCUCAGUUCAUUGCUUCUCCCACAGACCUGGUUAAAGUGCAAAUGCAGAUGGAAGGUCUAAGGAGACUUCAAGGCCAACCGGCUCGGUUUCGAAAUACGUGGCAUGCGUUUUCAACUUUUUAUCGCGUCAAUGGUUUUCGAAGUUUGUGGACAGGUUGGAUUCCUAAUUGCCAGCGUGCUGCGCUGCUUAAUAUGGCUGAUUUGGCAACCUAUGAUCGUUCUAAGCGUAUUCUUCUUGGCCGAGGCAUGAAAGACAAUGCCUUGACGCAUGCUUGUUGUAGUGCCAUGUCUGGAUUGGCGGCUGCUACUGUUUCAACACCAGCAGAUGUGAUUAAAACGAGAAUAAUGAAUCAACUGAAGCAUUCUAGUGGUGCUGUCGCCGAUGGAAGCUAUCAUUAUAAAGGAGCAUUUGACUGUUUAAAGCAUACCAUCCAGAACGAAGGAUUAAUGGCUCUCUAUAAAGGCUUUUUACCAACCUAUAUUCGAAUGGCGCCUUGGUCGUUAACUUUUUGGAUAUCUUAUGAGAAAAUCCGAUACGUGACCGGUGUAUCUAGUUUUUAG